AUGAGCGCCUCGCAGUCCCCAGGUUAUAUUCCGAGCGAAGAGGACGACCCUCGAACCAUUGUGUACGACCCAAGCGAUCCGUUUUGGCACGAUACCGAAGAUGACAAUGACGACAUGGAGUAUGUGCCCGCGCCGGGAGACAGUGAGGACAACGAAGAUGACGAGGACGAGCUAGAUUUUCACGACGCGGCGGAGGACCUAAGCGGGGUAGAAAUCGCGGUGGAGAUUACAGAAGGAGAUGAUGAUGAGGAUGAGGACGAAGACGACGAGGAAGAUGAAGGUGAAGCUUCACGCCCGCGCAGACCAAUCUACAUUACCCGCGACCAAAUCAUGCAAUUACUCGGCCACGCGGGAUUGGGACGGAUAUUCGCCUCCGGUGCUGCGUACAGAGCCGCGCGACGCCGAACCCUUCGAUUCGCAGAAGGUGACGAGGACGAAGACGAUAGCGAGCCGGGCACAGGCUAUGAUCCCGUAGGACCGAGACGAAAGCGCGGGAGGGGCAGUGCAGCUUUCCAGAAGGUGCCCAGCGAUGAGGGAAGAGAGCUCAUGAACGGGGGCAUAUUUGGAUCCAAUGAUCGGCCGGAAGACAGCAUCAAGAGGAGGAAGACGCUGGCCCAUCAUAUAAUGCGGCGAGAGCUGGGGCUAGGAAGUCAGGGUCGGCAGAAGAACGCAAACAGAUUGAUAAGGCAGGGCAUGAUUCCGGAGUCAGUAGCCGACACGAUUAUCCAUUAUAACGCGCGAUGUUAUUCUGGCCAGUUUUCCGAGGACGGCAAUUUCUUUUUCUCUUGCUCGCAGGACUUCCGGGUACGGAUGUACGACACCUCAAAUCCAUACGACUGGAAGUACUAUAAGUCUGUGGUAUAUCCCUAUGGCCAAUGGACGAUCACCGAUGCGUCUCUCAGUCCGGACAACCGCUUCCUGGCAUACAGCUCUAUAAGGAGUAUUGUCUGUUUAGCACCUACGGACCCAGAUAACGAGAACGAACCAAGCCUUCUCGAUUUCGCCAACACAGGAUCGCCUAGCACUCGCGGAUUCCACACUUACUUCGGUAUAUGGUCAAUACGCUUCUCCGGCGAUGGACGAGAAAUUGUCGCCGGAACCGGGGACAACUCAGUGUACGUCUACGACAUCGAGCGCCAGCAAUCCAUCCUCCGGAUACCAGGUCACCAAGACGACGUCAACGCCGUCUGCUUCGGUGACUCCCAAUCUCCCCAUAUCCUCUAUUCCGGAUCCGACGAUACCACAAUCAAAGUCUGGGAUCGGCGCAGUAUGGGGGACGGGCGCGAAGCGGGCGUCUUUCUCGGUCACACCGAAGGACUAACCUACGUCGACAGCAAAGGAGACGGCCGCUAUGUACUCAGCAACGGCAAAGACCAGACUGCGAAGCUGUGGGAUUUGCGGAAGAUGAUGACAAAAGACAAGGCGGAUCGCGUGGAUAUAAAUGCAUAUACGACUAGGUUUGAGUAUCGGAGUAAUGCGUACGACGAGAACGAUUACCGACCACACCCGUACGAUUGCUCGCUGGUCACGUUCCGUGGGCACAAGGUACUCAAGACGUUGAUACGAUGUCACUUUUCGCCGCCCGGGAGCACUGAUUCGAGAUAUGUAUACUCUGGUAGCUAUGACGGCUCAAUAUAUGUCUGGAAUAUGGAUGCGACGCCAGCAGGGAAGAUUGAUGUUCUCAAAGCGACCAAGAACUCGCGGCCGAGGGAUCCUCAUCUCAUGGCCGAGACGUACAACUUCUAUGGACGUAAUGGUGGCAGCUGGAUGACCUGUGUACGCGAUGCGAGCUGGCAUCCAAACGCGCCGAUCAUUGCAGCUACGUCCUGGAACGGAUGGGGUACUUCGCAAGGUACAUGUACCGUCCAUACAUGGAACCAAGGCCUGGAGGAAGACGAAGCGGAGCCCAAAGUCGGUCGACGAGUCAACGCCCAGCUGCAACACGACGACCGCCUGUACCGCAGCAUAGGCGGAAGCGCAAGAAGACAUUGGUAUGAGGACUUGGGAUUGGGCGAUGACUGAACGUUUUCACUUGUAAAUUCAAGUUCCUGUCCUUUGGGUACAUAGGAGGGGCAGCUCGGCGGGAGGAGGCUGGAUGCAGCCCAAGCUUCUAACAUGUAAAUUUGGAUAUCAAAACUCCCGCGUGCCCAAUGCCCAUAUUGUACAGCAUUUUCCGUCCCUGCUUCGUGCCAUGCAAGCCUCCUUCUCGUGUGACGGGCCAUCAAACUCCUUUGUUAACCCACAGGUUCAUCGCCGGUCCGAAUGAACUCUCCUCUGUGUACCCCUUCUUCCCAU
Molecule: messenger RNA, 2295 nt
Organism: Trematosphaeria pertusa
Lineage: Eukaryota; Fungi; Ascomycota; Dothideomycetes; Pleosporales; Trematosphaeriaceae
Product: WD40 repeat-like protein
Exons: 6
Coding region: 1-2022 (673 amino acids)
Biological process (GO): proteasome-mediated ubiquitin-dependent protein catabolic process
Cellular component (GO): Cul4-RING E3 ubiquitin ligase complex
Molecular function (GO): protein binding
Source: RefSeq, a predicted model, not a curated record